Molecule: messenger RNA, 273 nt
Organism: Alternaria viburni
Lineage: Eukaryota; Fungi; Ascomycota; Dothideomycetes; Pleosporales; Pleosporaceae
Exons: 3
Coding region: 1-273 (90 amino acids)
Source: RefSeq, a predicted model, not a curated record
AUGGACAGGAAAGUUGACACUCCGACACCGCGCAAGCGCAAGGUAACGGCCAAGGUCAAGGAGGAGGGCAAGGACACUGAGGUCACCCCCAAGAAGACUUCGACACCGCGCAAGCGCAAGGCCAAGGCCACGGCCGCGACCGCGACCGCGACCGCGACCACGCCAGUCACACUCAAGAAGCCAGCCACACCUCACAAGCGCAAGGCCACGGCCGACAAGGAGACCACGGCACCUCAAUCGCCAGCGGGAGUUCAGAGUGCUGCUGCCGCCUAG